This is a messenger RNA of Anopheles coustani, 1164 nucleotides long. Its product is annotated as odorant receptor 63a-like. The record is from RefSeq and is a predicted model, not a curated record. Gene Ontology annotation, molecular function: odorant binding; olfactory receptor activity. The transcript is spliced from 5 exons. Gene Ontology annotation, biological process: sensory perception of smell; detection of chemical stimulus involved in sensory perception of smell. Gene Ontology annotation, cellular component: plasma membrane. The coding region runs from base 1 to 1164 and encodes 387 amino acids. Lineage: Eukaryota; Metazoa; Arthropoda; Insecta; Diptera; Culicidae.
AUGUUUUCCCCUCGCAAAACGCCACUGGAAACCGACGACAUUGAGCAGGGUUAUCGUAAGAUCUAUGGUGUAUUUCAUUGGUUCCUCAAAGUAGCAAUUCUGCGCAUCUUCGACGAUGACUACAUGGCUGGACCAUUCUUAACCUUCCACGUGCUCGAUAUGUCGAUCGCAAUCAUGGUAGUGAUUUUCCACUUUUUACACCACCUGCACGACCUGGACACGGUUAUCCUGAGUUCGUCAGCAUUUCUGGCCGGCUCCGAGGUGCUGUUGAAAAUUGUUGGAAUGGUUCGCCGGCGGAAGCAUGUUUGCCGGAUGCUCCAGACGGUGCUGAACGAUCGGAGCUACCGGAGCGGACCGACGGAGGCAGCUAUUUGCGGCAAAUACCAGCGUUUGGCGAGAAAACUUCUAUAUGUCACAGUCAUAUCGUACCUGACCACAUGCACGAUGCUGCUGAUAUACCCGGUUCUGUCUGGCAAACUUGGCAAUCAUGUCCUCCCGAUAGGCUACUCGAUUCCAUUUCUCGACUACCACCAGCAUCCCUGGUAUCUGGCCAACUAUAUUCUGCAGAUCGUCCAGCUGCACUGGGUGGCGAUUGUUUUCGUCGGACUGGACGGACCGUUCUACCUGUUCGUAUGUUACUCCGCUUCGCAACUCGAGAUAUUACUGGAGCAUCUAAAGCGAAUCGGACAGAAUCCGGACGCAGAUGCCGAGCAGGGAGAAUUGAUUCGGAAGAUUUUUGAGGCACACACUCGGCUCUCGGAGUUCCUGUCGGAAUGUUCCUUCGUCUACCGGGAGAUAUACCUCAUGCAGACACUCUGCACGAUCGGACACAUCUGUGUGUCGUUGUUUCACAUUCAACUGAAGUGGAACAACGGCUCGUACGGAAUGCUGCUCACGAACGUCAGCAAAAUGUGGCUCUUCUGCUACUGCGGGGAGCUCGUCGUCAGCAAAUCGGCCGAGUUCUGCAACGGGGUGUACUCUAACCGGUGGUAUCAGCUCUGGAACCGUAGGCACCUUCGUGACGUCCUGUUCAUGUUGGGCAAUGCUCAGCGGAACUACGGUUUCAGCAUCGGAGGAUUUGGGUACCUUUCCUAUCACAUCUUCACCGUGGUCAUGAAGACCGCCUACACCUGUAACGCAUUCCUGCACCGAAUAAUGAACUAG